Molecule: messenger RNA, 1421 nt
Organism: Dufourea novaeangliae
Lineage: Eukaryota; Metazoa; Arthropoda; Insecta; Hymenoptera; Halictidae
Exons: 5
Coding region: 28-1404 (458 amino acids)
Biological process (GO): spliceosomal snRNP assembly
Cellular component (GO): Cajal body
Molecular function (GO): U2 snRNA binding; U1 snRNA binding
Source: RefSeq, a predicted model, not a curated record
AUAUAUGUUGUUCUCUGUGCCGGAAUAAUGAAUGUACGGAAUUUUCGCAUUAAGCUCGAUUUAUGCAAUUAUUACAACGAUGCGCGUCGGUUUUGUUGGAUUUUUGUCGACAGUACGAAAAUGCUACAAAUCUCUCACGUGAUAGGUCAUAUCACAAAGCUAGUUAAUAUAAAAAAACCGUUCCAUUUGAUGUUGCAUACAACUGAAUAUCUGCCACCGAAUGAGGAUAUUCGUAUUCUCAAAGAGAAUGAAACAAUUCUAGUUUGUCCAGGAACAGGUCUUCAAGGAGAGUCAUACCUACUUGAUACAAGAAUAAACACAACAACAGUACCAACGUUGCAGAACAACUUUACAAAGCCUGUGAUUAAAAAUAAUUAUGUUUCAGACAAAGAAUCACAGACUAAUAUUCUUCCAAUUCAAUCUAAGUCAGCUUUAGUUCAAGAGAAUGAAUUGAAUAAAACUCUCAACGGAUCUCAAAGUGAUGUUUUAGAAACCAGUGCAUUAUCUUAUAAACCAGAAAAUGAAGCUAAUUGUACAAUUGAGUCAAAUGUAGAUAGGAACACAAUUGACAAAUUAAAUACAGACAAUAAUCUAACUCGAAAACGAAAAAGAAGUAGAAAAAAAAAGAAGGCGCAAACGAUUAACGAAACACCGAACAAAAAUGUAGACACAGAAACACAAGUAAAGAAACCUGUGAUAAUAAAUUCUUGCAUCAUCCCAUCCAGCAAGCAUAUAAGAUUUGACACUCUGGACACCGCAAAAGCUAACAGAAAGCAAAUCACCCACAGAGAAGAAACGAAUGAAUCUUCCACUAACGAAGUAACAGUUUCUCAUGAACUUGAUAACUUAUUAUCAUUGGGUCAAAAUUCUACACCAGUUACUUUCACAAGCCAAAACAUUAAGCAAGAAAUCAAAAUUGAACAUAUACCCGAUGAACAGACUCAACUUGAUGUUUCCUUUGAGAAGAAAGACGAGAGUGAAAAUUUGAUCAAACAGCUGCAAGAAGGAAAGGAAUUAUUAAAUGUAGGUCUAGAUGGCUAUCCAGUUAUGACGAAAAAACCUGAACUUAAAGAUGUUGUAGCUUUUAAAAUGCUUAAGAUUGGUUCAGACUACACUCCACAAGUAUCAGAGUUCAUUGUCGGUGAAGUCGUAUGUUAUUGUCCAAAAACAUUAACAUAUACCUUCAAAGUGUGGCAGGGCUUAUCGGAGGUUCAGGUACCAAUUGGCAAAUUUACAAUUACGGAUGAUAAUAACGAAGAACGGACAUUGAAUGAUACUGUAUCAGUAAAUUAUGCACUAUUAAUGGAACCUAGACUUCUGUCUACUUCCAAUCCCGAAAGAAUACCUACUCCCACUGAUAAUGGCACUCAGGAAGAGAACCGCAUAACAUUUACAUUACAUUAGUUGCUAAUAUUUGACAU